Chaetomium fimeti is the source of this 1090-nucleotide messenger RNA. RefSeq lists its product as uncharacterized. Bases 209 to 823 code for a protein of 204 amino acids. Lineage: Eukaryota; Fungi; Ascomycota; Sordariomycetes; Sordariales; Chaetomiaceae. The record is from RefSeq and is a predicted model, not a curated record. The transcript is spliced from 2 exons.
GCGACGCAACUUGUGUUCUUAAGUGGCUUGCAACCCGAGCCUUGCCCUCCCUGGUGUGAUGUCCAAAGCUUUGACUGCUUGUCCCACAACAAGGUCGACAUUGAUGUUUUAAGGCUUUAAGGCUGUGGUGACCCUGCGCACCCACCCACCCCGACCUAAUAUUCAUUAAUACCUUAUAAAUGUCGCUCCACCCGCCAACUCCGUGAAAAUGGCGUCUUUCUUUGCCCCGAUAGUCCUCAUUUUGGGCCUGUUCGCGCCUUUCAUUUCCGGGCAGACUGCUACUAGUAGUCGAAGCGCCGCUUCUAUCACUAGUCCCUCUGCCCCUGACCGCAGCGCAGAAGGAUCUCAAAUAUGUUAUGGUCGAGGCGGGAUUUGUGAUGCCAGGAGGGAAUUCGGUGAUGAAUGUCAACGGGAGCAGGAAGCUCAUGGAACUGAUGGAUACUACAAGUGCAUUUGCACAUCGGGGUAUGCUGAAGUUAUUAAGGCGUGCGAUAACUGCCUGUUAUUCUACGGCCUCAUCUCAAGUAGGAUCAACAACUACACCGUGACAUGUUCAAGCAAGAGCUACACCCUCGCGCCCAUCCCUAGCGGCCUGCUUGCGCAGCAGUCGUCGUACAAUGCCACACGAGUGACGGCAGCAUUGACGAGCGAAGCACCAACGUACGUGGUGACCAUCGACGCAAUGCAGACCGCACCGCUGCCAACUGUCGCUACCACCUUCGUUCUACCACUGGCAACCGGGCCAGGAUCACGCCCGUCAGCACACUCAGGACUUCUGGGGGUGUUGCCAAUUCUAGGAAUAUUGUUGGGGCUCUGGUUAUAGGCGAGGGGAAAUGGAAGGAAUGUGCCCAGUUCGGCGAGAAGUGUUGCAAGAUGCGGAAGUCGAGCUGCUAGGGCUGGGAAAAGGGGGCUGUGGGAAAAAGGGGUUGUACCCUAGGUGCCCGUUCAUCCCUUUUAUUCCAGAUUUUAACACAACGUUAAGGAGUGCACUGUCAUCAGGAGACCUUGGAGCAGAUCUCAGUAUCAUCACUAGAUGCGAUCCGCUUAACGUUUAAACUGAAGCAAGCCAAUAUUCGCAUUUGUGUUCUCG